This is a messenger RNA of Leucoraja erinaceus (little skate), 749 nucleotides long. RefSeq names its product apolipoprotein L3-like. The coding region runs from base 135 to 749 and encodes 204 amino acids. Gene Ontology annotation, cellular component: membrane; extracellular region. NCBI's taxonomy places the organism in Eukaryota, Metazoa, Chordata, Chondrichthyes, Rajiformes, Rajidae. The record is from RefSeq and is a predicted model, not a curated record. Gene Ontology annotation, biological process: lipid transport; lipoprotein metabolic process. Gene Ontology annotation, molecular function: lipid binding. The transcript has 2 exons.
UUAAGAAUUUGUGUGAUUGCAAAAAUGAGAUCAAAUUAUAUUUUUUUAUUUAAAACAAGAACCAACAUGAACUAGAGAAGAGAACAGAGACAAUACAACACUUUGUAAAUCAGUUUUCUAAGUGGCAAUGUCGAAUGACAGGAUACAUACGUGAACUACAAGAGAUUGCAAACAGUAUUGAUCGGUAUCACAAAGGUGCCACAAUCGCAAAUGUCACAGGGUCUAAUGCAGGUGCUGUAGGAGGUGUGCUUACGUUUGCAGGAAUAAUUGCUGCUCCUUUCACUGCUGGUGGCUCCCUGAUACUCACUGCAGUGGGAGCGAGCAUAGGAGGAGCUGGUGUUGUCACUAACUUGACAGCUAGCAUCACUGAAUAUGUUACACGGUCAAAGAUGCAGAAAGGCAAACUAGCUAAGAAGUUGACAUCUCUGAGUCGCAAUGUUCGAAGAACACAGUAUGCCCUGGAAACUGGGAAAGUGAAACAACUGCUUUAUGGAACUCCUCUUACUUUGUCCAAAACUACAAGAGCAGUUUCAGGAGUUGUGGGAGCACUCUUUAUAGUGUGGGGUAUCUACUCUAUAACUAAGGAUUCUAUUGAGCUGAGCAAAGGAAGUAAGACUGAAGUAGCUAAAAAGUUACGAGAUGAUGCUCAGAAGAUAGAUGAUGCAUUAAACCUGUAUGAGGACAUAUGUCAGUUUCUAAAAAGACUCUUGAGAGAGACUGGGACAUUGGAUAAUGAAGUCCAGGCUUGA